Messenger RNA from Chaetomium fimeti, 2799 nucleotides. RefSeq names its product myosin-binding striated muscle assembly central-domain-containing protein. Bases 399 to 2504 code for a protein of 701 amino acids. Lineage: Eukaryota; Fungi; Ascomycota; Sordariomycetes; Sordariales; Chaetomiaceae. The record is from RefSeq and is a predicted model, not a curated record. Gene Ontology annotation, cellular component: cytoplasm. Gene Ontology annotation, molecular function: Hsp90 protein binding. The transcript is spliced from 2 exons.
GUAAGACCUUUGCUGUAAAGAUGCAACACGCACCGACUCCUCCACGCUCUUAUGACAUUGUCCACACCGAGGACACCAAAGCUUUGACAUUCGGAAUCACGUAUACGCCAUGACUCAAGCUGAUUAACUUCUCUCGCUUCUCACUCUAAAUUCCCUGGCUCCCCCAGAUCGAAGCUAAGUUUUUGUUCCUGCCCUUUCAGUUCCGAUUGAGAUUCGAUCCUCAACAUUGGCACUCUCAACGGUCAACUCCCAUCACUUGAAUAACAUCACUCCUUUCCCACACACAUUCACCCUUUAAUUACCCCCUGCUCCCACGCUCAAUCUCAAUCAGCUAGAUUGAGCGUGUCUCUCCACAUACCCAUCACCAACCACACUUCCACAUUUUACCAACCGCCAUCAUGCUUGACGAGGCCGAAGCCAGCAAAGUAUCCCAGGCCAUAAAAGAUGAAGCCAUGCUUCUCUUCGCUCACCUCAUGGAGGCCGGCAAGCAGGAUGAGGAGAAGUCGGCCGAUCUUUCUUCGCUGACAAAACUCCUCAACGAGGAUGGCGAGCGAACCAAGCAGGGCCAAGAGUCCAUUAUCCCCAUCAUCGACGACUAUUGUGUCGACACCAUCUUUGGCUACCUCGACAUGAGGCAGUCCCAGAACAUCAGGCUAAACGCUAUCCUCUGCACAGCAGCCUACCUCGGCGCUGCUAAAGAGGAGGGCCACCGAAGGGUCAAUGGCUUCUUCCACGCCAAGAUGAAGGGUGGCACAUACGACGACUACAUAGUCGCCUUCUGCGCCGCGGCCGCCAUCUUCUCUAUUGACUACGACUUAAUGUCGGACCUAAUCCAUACCGAGGGAUUUCUCCCCAGCCUUGCUCCGCUUAUGAGCCGGAAGUGGAAAAGCCGGAAAAUCGAGACGGCGUGCUUGGAGAUGCUCCAUGCCGCAUGUAUGCAGAUGAAGUGCCAUCCGGCCAUCCAGAAGUAUUGCAUUGGUUGGCUAGAGGAAGUCAUUUUCGAGGACCCUGAAACCCGUGUGGCGAACAUGCGGAAUCUUGUCGAGACGGAUAUCGAUAUUGAUAAAGAAGGGCCCGAACCUCUGAAAGAGCACUGCAGGAAAGUCCGCAGCCUCGCCGGGGUGAUCUGGACCAAGAUUAUGGCAGCCUCCGUUCAACAGGUCGCACCGCCGAACCAGGGCCCCGAACCCAAAGUUGAAUCAGCAGUUGCCAAGAUGGAGCGUCUAUGCAAGAGGUUUGCGGGGAUGCUUGCCGCCGAGGACUCCGAAGAUGUCCAGUAUGCGGUGGAGGGACUGGCAUAUGCGACCACACUGCCAAAGAUCAGAGAGCAAUUGGCACGCGACGGCGAAUCUUUGAAACGCAUCGUCACUGUUAUAGGAUCGGCACCCCCGAAGUCGCCCCUUGCGUACGGCGCUCUCAGUAUCAUCACCCACAUUACCCGAUACAAGCCCACGGAGUCCGAGGAACAAAAGAGGUUAAAGCAGCUGAAGGCGUAUGCUAACGCGGCCGGAAAGGUGCAGCCCAGUCCCUUGAGCGAUGACUCCUAUGUAUCAGAGCGCUGCAAGCUUGUUUUUGAUGCUGGCGUUACACCCGUUCUCGUCAAGCACUGCAAGACCGCCUCUAUCGCGUCUCUUUCUCUCAUCAUCUCUAUCAUCUUUUCCCUCUCUGUCACUCCCUCUCUCCGCGGCCAACUCGCCCAGCAAGGCGCCGUUCGUGUCCUCAUCGCCGCAUGGACCGCCCUCCCCGAGAAGGAAGACGCCACCCGCCGGACCGCCGCCCAAGCACUCGCCCGCAUCCUAAUCUCCACCAACCCGGCCCUCAUCUUCCGCCAGCUCCCACAGACCGCCGCCAUCCGGCCCCUCACAUCCAUCAUCCCCCCGGACCCCAACGCCGACACCCGGGAUCUUCUACCCACCUUCGAAUCGCUCCUGGCACUCACCAACCUCGCCUCCACCGACGACGACAGCGACACCACCCGCCGCGCCAUCGUGCGCACCGCCUGGGACGACGUCGAGGAGCAGCUCUUCAGCACCAACGCGCGCGUCUCCACGGCCGCCGCCGAGCUGGUCUGCAACCUGGUGCAGAGCCCCGAGGAGGCGAUCGGCCUGUUCGGCGACGGCUCCUCCAAGGCGGCCACGCGCGUCAAAGUCAUGCUCGCGCUGGCCGACGCCGACGACGUCAAGACGCGCAGCGCGGCCGGCGGCGCCCUCGCCAGCUUGACCGCGUUCGGGGAGGUCGUCCGUGCCGUGCUGGAGCAGCCGCGCGGUGCGGGGAUCGUGCUGGGCCUGUGCCGGGACGGGGACGACGAGGGGCUGAGGCAUCGCGGCGCGGUGGUGGUGCACAACAUGGUCUCGCAGGAGGGGGAGGUGGGGCAGCUGGCGCGGGAGAAGCUGCUCACUGCGAGCGGGGUGGACGCGCUGACGGAGUGUGCCCAGAAGAGCCGGACUCCGGAGGUGGUGGAGGCGGUGGUGCAUGCUUUGAAGGUGUUGGUUGGGGAGAAAUGAGUUUAUGACGACGUUGAAGUGUUGUGAUUUUCUUUUUUAUGUGUCCGAGGUGUUUCAAGGUUGUUUGUUCAAGAUCUCUAGGGUUCGUGGAUGUAUUCGAGACGUUCGAAAGUCCAAGGUUAGAGAGGAAACACUUAAUGUACGGAUAGUUUCAUCAUGAACUAUUAAUGGUCGCUAAGAAGUGGGAGAGCAACAAUGGAGGCUCACUAGUCUAGGAGUUUCAACCUUAGGUACGUGGGGUUAGAAUUAUCUGGAGCUCUAGAAGUUACAGAGUAUGCGAACCGUCUAUCCAUAU